Apaloderma vittatum (bar-tailed trogon) is the source of this 925-nucleotide messenger RNA. RefSeq names its product UDP-glucose:glycoprotein glucosyltransferase 2-like. The record is from RefSeq and is a predicted model, not a curated record. Gene Ontology annotation, cellular component: endoplasmic reticulum. The transcript has 8 exons. Gene Ontology annotation, molecular function: UDP-glucose:glycoprotein glucosyltransferase activity. The annotation marks the transcript as partial. NCBI's taxonomy places the organism in Eukaryota, Metazoa, Chordata, Aves, Trogoniformes, Trogonidae.
UGAAUUUAUUGCAGAAGAUGGUAAUGAGAAGUUUUGGCAGUUCUUGGAAACUGUACGAGAAUUAACAGUUUAUAAGCACAGAGAUUCAGAGCUUUCCUAUUACAAUUUAAUCUUGAAGAAAGCAGGACAAUUUUUAUCCAAUUUGCAAAUCAAUCUAUUGAAGUUUGCACUUUCCAUACGGGCAUAUUCUCCAACUGUGCAGAUGUUUCAGCAGAUUGCAGCUGAUGAACCUCCACCAGAAGGCUGCAACGCGUUUGUGGUUAUCCAUGAGAAACACACCUGUAAGACUAAUGAAAUAAAAAAGCUGCUGAAGAAGGCUACUAAGAGACCCAGGCCAUAUCUUUUUAAGGGAGAUCAUAAAUUUCCAACUCUCAAAGAGGAUGGCCCAGUGGUUGUUCUUUAUGCAGAAAUGGGUACCAAAGACUUUGUCAAAUUCCACAAGAUCUUAUCUGAGAAGGCGCAAAAGGGGGAAAUUGUUUAUGUUCUUCGGCAUUAUGUUCAGAAACCAAGUUCCAGGAAAAUGUAUUUAUCUGGAUAUGGUGUAGAACUUGCAAUAAAGAGCACGGAAUAUAAAGCAGUAGAUGACACACAGGUUAAAGGAGCAAAUGAAACAAAAGAAGAGGAGGAGGAGGAUGAUGAGGAAACUGAUGUCCAAGGAUUUCUCUUUGGCAAAUUAAAGCAGAUGCACCCUGAUCUGAAAAAUAAUCUGAAAGAGUUUAAAAAACAUCUAAUUGAAACUACUAACAACAUGGAACCACUGAAGGUUUGGGAGCUACAGGAGGACAACCUCAUCAAACCCAUUUGCCUUUAUACUAGUACAAAGAAGGAGACUGAGCAAUCAUCAAAACAUCAGUUUCCUUUGGGGACCCUGACUGUUACGGAGCUUGCUCACAGUAUCCAGUCUGACGCGAGCUACUUGAGAUAA